GCCCCUUUUUUUCCUUAGCGGUUACAAGUGCUUUCCUUUCUUGCUGCACCCAAAUUUUUAAGAGAGCUUACCUUAUGCGUGAGUUCUGGCUCUUUCUCUCUCUCGUUAAGCAUUUAACAGCAAUAGUCUCUCUCUUUCUCUCUCUCCUAAUUUUGGGUCCAUCUCUUCCAUUCUCACCUUCUCCCAUUAAACUAUAAUCUAAUCCACGUAUAUAUACAUAUUUAUAUAUAUACGAGACCCGCUCCUCUGUGGAGAUGUUCUCUCCCCUCCUUCAAGCAAAGUAGCUCUAACUCUCUCUCUCUCUACCUUUAUUUUAUUCUCUCUUUUGGGUUUCUGGAUUUCUGUGCUCUUAUAGAGAUCUGUUUUAGAAUGGGGGUUUUACGAAGUAGUUUCUCCAACUCUAGAGAGCCACAACACAACCCAAUUGAUUCAAAUACUUCCUUAUCUAAUGAUCAGUACUGUGGCGAUAAUGAGCGAAGAAUCGAGACUCUAGUGCGUAAGAUGAUUUGGGAAUUUGGGUUGGGCUGUUUUCUUCCACCUCGCCUUCGACGGCGCAGCCCCGGUCGAGAUCAGAGAGAGGGUGAGAAGAAUAGCAGCAAUUUGGAGAACAACAAGGCAUGGUUGCUUGCGGAGUCUGGUGGGUGUGGUCCAGAACUGACCAAUGCCGAUCCACAAUCAGUUCACUCCUCUUUCAGGCUCACUAUCUGCUCUCAAGUAGAGCUUGAAUCAAUGAAUGUGACCAAUCCUUCCUCUGCAACAGUUCUGAUGGUGAAUUUGGACAAUGGGUUGAACGAAUCUCGAUCUUCAGAACUAAAAUGGCGAAGAAUUGAGUCACUCGAGAGGACUAUCUCUCCUGUGGCUCAUACCUUGAUUAGGUUCGGCUAUGCUGAAAUUCUCUCAGCCACUCACAAUUUUUCUAAAGGCAGGGUUUUGGGUAGAGGUGCUCUGAGCUGGGUUUUUAGGGGGAGAGUGGGGUUUUUGAGAACUUCUGUGGCGAUUAAGCGGUUGGAUAAGGAAGAUAAGGAGUCUCCAAAGGCAUUUUGUAGAGAAUUGAUGAUAGCUAGUUCUCUCCAUAACCCAAACAUUGUUCCUCUUUUGGGUUUCUGUAUUGAUCCUGAGGAGGGUUUGUUUUUGGUGUAUAAGUAUGUAUCCGGCGGAAGCUUAGAACGAUACUUGCACGAGAAGAGGAGGGGAGUAAAGGGUGGUUCAUCACUUCCUUGGUCUGUGAGGUAUAAGGUUGCUGUUGGAAUUGCGGAGGCAAUUUGUUAUUUACACAAUGGAACUGAAAGAUGUGUUGUUCAUAGAGACAUUAAGCCCUCAAACAUCCUUCUUUCUUCCAAGAAAACACCUAAGUUAUGUGACUUUGGAUUAGCUACAUGGACUCCUGCACCUUCGGUACCUUUCCUUUGCAAAACUGUCAAAGGAACAUUUGGUUAUUUGGCUCCUGAAUAUUUCCAGCAUGGGAAAGUAUCCGAUAAAACGGAUGUUUAUGCUUUUGGCGUGGUCUUAUUAGAACUAAUAAGUGGACGGAAGCCUAUUGAAGCAAAGAGAGGACCAGGGGAGGAGAACUUGGUUGUGUGGGCAAAGCCAUUAUUGCAGCAAGGAGAGAUUGAAAGGUUGCUCGAUUCACAGCUUAAAUUCACGCCAAAAAACUCAAAUCAGAUAGCCCGGAUGGUUCAAGCUGCAUCUGCUUGCAUAAAUAGCGAAGAAUCUCGAAGACCAGGAAUUGAUGAGAUUAUAGGAAUACUGAGAGGAGAGGAACCUAAUUGCUCUAACAGGAAGAAGUCCAGCUUUCCCGGUAGUGGUUUUGUUAUAGAUUGUUAUCCUCAACUACAACGGACAAGAAGCGAGAUGAGGAGUCAUUUAGCUUUGGCCAUGCUAGGUGUUUCAGAGUUUGAAGAUGAUGAUCACCUUUAUAGUCGUUGAAACACAAAUACAUUGAACUAUUUUGAUCUUUUUGCCUUACUCCUUUUAAAUGUUGCUUUGCUUAUAGAGAGUGGUGAACUGAAAAGAGUUUUGAAAUUGUACAGAGAAAAAGGUUUCUGAUGGGCAAUUGCAUAUGUACAUAUUUCCAUUUCUGUGUCCCUGCUUUUAGAGUGAAUGGAAACAUAGAAUACAUGUAGCCGACCCUAAGUAAUUGGGAAGAAGGCUUUAUUGUUGUGGUCGUCGUCCUGCUUUGGGAGUGAAGGAUUGAAGUAGAUUUUCAUUUUUA
Molecule: messenger RNA, 2212 nt
Organism: Cornus florida
Lineage: Eukaryota; Viridiplantae; Streptophyta; Magnoliopsida; Cornales; Cornaceae
Product: probable serine/threonine-protein kinase PBL7
Exons: 6
Coding region: 370-1926 (518 amino acids)
Biological process (GO): protein phosphorylation
Molecular function (GO): protein kinase activity; ATP binding
Source: RefSeq, a predicted model, not a curated record